Coniophora puteana RWD-64-598 SS2 is the source of this 2987-nucleotide messenger RNA. RefSeq lists its product as uncharacterized. The transcript has 2 exons. Gene Ontology annotation, molecular function: ubiquitin protein ligase binding; protein-macromolecule adaptor activity. Bases 113 to 2671 code for a protein of 852 amino acids. Gene Ontology annotation, biological process: ubiquitin-dependent endocytosis. Gene Ontology annotation, cellular component: cytoplasm; plasma membrane; cytosol. NCBI's taxonomy places the organism in Eukaryota, Fungi, Basidiomycota, Agaricomycetes, Boletales, Coniophoraceae. The record is from RefSeq and is a predicted model, not a curated record.
CUUCCUCAGUACUAGACCCUCUUCGCCUUCUCGAGAACAUAUAAGCCCUCCCCCAGAAGAAGACCAUGCCUCCCAUGCCUCUGCCCUCUCUGCCGCCCUCCACAACAUCCACAUGGGCACGUCCCCCCACCACGCUCAACAUGAACAUGACUCCAAAGACAAGCCACACUCGAACAUCGAGAUCGCCGUCAACUCCGAUUGGCUCACCCUCAAGGGCACCGGUGUUGACGUCGAGCCAGCACUCUUGUCUGGUCACAUCGCCUUGUACCUCACCGAGUCGACGUCUAUCAAGGAGAUAACGCUUCAGUUCCGUGGCAAGGCGAGACUGCCUACCUCUGCUUCCGACACCUCUUCGUCAGGAGCCACCUACGUCGUGUGCAACCACGACUGGUCGUUCCUCGAGGGGGAGAAAAGGCAUAGCCACACGCUGAAGGCGGGCCGACAUGUCUUCCCCUUUCAGCUCCAGAUCGGCGGAUCUCUCCCUUCGAGCAUCGCAACUGCCUUUGGUGGCGCGUCCAUCAAUUACAAGCUUCGUGCUGUCGCCGUCCGGCCCGGGUUCGCCCACAACAUGCAGGCCAUCCUCCCGCUCUACAUCAUGCGCUCCUUCGCACCAGAGGCACUCGAGUACCAGCAGACGCUCGAGAUCGAGAACACCUGGCCAGAGAAGCUCAUGUACUCCCUCAUGAUCCCCCACAAGGCGUGGGCCAUCGGCGACAAAAUCACCGCUAUUGCCAAGUUCUCGCCGCUUGCCAAGGGUGCAAAGGUCUUGUCAGUCUCGACUGUCUUGAACGAGACGACCAAGAUCACCCUGCCCGGUCGCGUCGGCCCCGUGGAGCACACCCGGAGCGUCGUCAACGCCAAACAUGAUAUCUUGAACCACAAAGCUGUUCCCGUGAUUGAGCAGUACCCGGGCGUUCGCGUCCCCGUCCUCGCAGGGUCGUAUGUUGCGCUGACGACCACCGCGAGCUCGAUACCACCUAACCCCACUCUCGGCGCCGAACACCGAUCACGGAGUACGGGCUCGAUUUCUGGCAACUUAUAUGGAGACCUUGCUCUUCGCAUCGUGCCGACCUCAGGGUCGGGCUCAUCGAACGAAGGAGUUGCGUCUUCCUCAUCAUCCUCCCAAUCAGGUCCACAGCCAUCGUCCAGCACAGCACCUACUUCGCAGCCGUCAAACUCCUCGGAGGACCUGGAGAUGAACGAAGAAAAUGUCGUGACUCCGAUUUCCAUCACUAUCCCACAUUCCGCCACUCCCAGCCACGCUCUCGAUCCCAUCCAUGUUAGCCACCGCAUCCGUUGGUCGAUUCUCAUCAGCAAUCUCGACGGUCACACAUCCGAGCUGCGGUGUUCACUACCAGUCCACAUCAUAGACUAUCGCCUUUUCGACGAGGUGGCCUUGAACACUGCCGCGACGCGCCGCUUGCUCCUCGAAGGUCCUGACACAAACUCCGAAGAGUCGCCGGAGUCCGAGCUGCCGAGUUACCCCGCACACGUCCGCGAUCGCAUCGCAAACAUGUAUCUUCCAGACGCAGCUACGGUGCGAGUGACGAACCCAUGGGUGGCGAGCCACAUGAGCCCGACCAACAUUGGAGAACAGGACGCACACCGGCUCAACACCGGUCCAUGGACGCCCUCUGGCGCGUCCUCUCCGCUCAGCGUUCAUCCUGCCACAUCACACCUGCCACAUCAGCCCCAGAGCGGUGGGAGUACACCACUCGACUGGGUCAACUCUGAGCUACUUCUGUCGCUAUCAGGUGAUGAGCCGCCACGGCCAACGGUCACGAUCUCCCAGGCUCUGCAGGCGAGCUCGUACCCAUCACCCCCGCACUCUAAUUCCGACCCCACUAGCCCCUCGCUAAGCCGAGGAGCGUCAAGGCGACCUUCGCGACGGCCGAGUCGCGCGCCCAGCCCUGAGCGCCAUCUCACCAUGUCGAGUAUUUCGUCUUCAGCAUUGCCAGCGACUAUGCCAGCAGCGCCCGAGACAUACGUGCACAACGCGAGCAACGCGUCGCGCAACAUGGCAGGCGUGUUCACCGCCACGCUCAAGCCCCUCAACACGAGUUUAGCAGCAUCCGCAUGGCGCGGCGCCGGGGGAUACGGCACUUCGCGCUCAAACUCGUAUGGGAACCUCGCCUCGCUCGCCCCCACCUCGACGGAGCACCGCGUCUCGUCCUCGCAGCAGCCCCACCACCCCUCGUAUCCCAGCCACGCGCACUCACACUCACACUCGCACUCGAUAUCGCACAUCCACUCGGGCGUGCAUAGCCCGGCCGCCGUCCAGUCCCCCUCCGCAACCAUCCACGGCUCGGGGUACUUCCCCGCACCGGGGCACAGCAGCGCCGUCGGCGGGUCUGCGACGGGGUGGAGUACCCCGCGGACGAUGCCCCCGACGCCUGCGCUCGACGCGCCAAGCGAGAGCGCACUGUGGCACCGGGCGUUCACCGAAGUGCCUGACUACGACGUCGCCGCGCGCGGGUUCAUCGGGGGCGUGCCGCCGCUGAGCAGCAUGCAGGGGCUCCCGUCGUACGAGGAGGCGGGGCGCGACUCGCCGACUGGCGGAAGCGGAUCGACGUCGCCCGGCGCGAGAGGGGUACUCAGCCCUGCUUCUGCUAGCGGUAUGCAGCUGCGCCUGCCGCCAGGUCGGAACGCGUCGGUGUCGCCGGCGUCAUAGCGUUCUUUUGCGCUGUUUCCUUUCCUUUCCUUUUAUUUCGUUUCUCGUUUUAUCUAGACUUCACAUCUCCUCUCUAUCGCAUCAUGAUUCCCGCGUCGUCCUUUUUUCCAUGCACAUAGACGCGACGGACGCACCAUAUACUCGCACUCUUGAUUUAGACACAUCUCGUUCUCUUCUCUCUCCAUAUCUGUCGUUGUUCGCCCGCUCAACCCCUCUGUCCAUCUCGUCAUGAUUUAUUUUCCUACCAUUUUUGUCAUCCCCGUCUCUCUUUUUUCCUUCUCAUUUCACGACAUAUCCAUUGUGACUUAACGGCCCC